Messenger RNA from Tetrapisispora phaffii CBS 4417, 1095 nucleotides. RefSeq names its product Shc1p (gene SHC1). The record is from RefSeq and is a predicted model, not a curated record. Gene Ontology annotation, molecular function: protein binding. Lineage: Eukaryota; Fungi; Ascomycota; Saccharomycetes; Saccharomycetales; Saccharomycetaceae. The coding region runs from base 1 to 1095 and encodes 364 amino acids. The transcript has a single exon.
AUGGAAAUCGACUGCUUGUAUAAACCUCUAUUUACAACAAUAUCAAGAACACAAUCACUUUCAACAGAUGUCAGAGGAAGAAACGAUCAAGAUAAUAAAACUUCAGGUUCGGAAGUAAACUCAGUGCACUCCUGUUCUGUAGAAUUUUUCGAUGUCAACACAUUUUUUGAUGAAUGCAUACAGAAAGACACAGGGAUAAAUAUUGGCAACCGAGACUUUACUGACAAUACUGGAAUCCCUGCAAUUGCUCUUACAUCUAAUUGUGAUUCUGCUACCAAUUCUAAUUCGUCUGGUAAAGAAACAUCCAUCUUAAGUUCUGCUCCUUCGGAGUCAACGGAAUCAGAUAUUUCUCUGAAUAUAACCUUUACGUUGAAAUCACCAUUAAAUGAAAUGCCUAGCGUAGAAAGCAUCCAAAGUUUGAUUAAAUUUGCAAAAAAUUCAAUGGACCCAAAAACUUUAUUUCAGUGCAUUCAAAAAAUGCUAGUUGUUGUUUGUUGGAUUAAUAUGAACCCAAGUAAUUACAAUAAAAAUUCACUAAAUAAAUCGCUGAUUAGAACUCUAAAAAGAAAUUUGAAGUUUUUAAUUGCAAGAAAGUAUAAAGAUGCAGGGUACAUUUUGGCAGAUGCGUAUUCAUCAGGUUUAUUUGGAUCAGUAGACAAUAAAAAAGCAUUUAUUCUAUUUCGAAAUGCUUCCCAAUUAGGUCACAUUGAAGCUACCUUUAGAACAGCGUACUGUUAUGAAAGAGGCUUGGGUGUUGAAGCAUCCUCUUGGAAAGCUUUGAAAUAUUUGGAAUAUGCGGCAAAACAAAAGCAUCAGAUAGCUAUGUUUAAACUUGGUAUGGCUUACUACUAUGAAAAGUUAGGUGCGCCUAAAAACGAUGUAACAAAACUUUCCGGUGUGACAUGGUUAACUAGAGCUGUCGAUUGUUCAGAUAAUGUCAUUUGUGAUGCACCUUAUGAAUUAGGAAAAAUUUAUGCCACGGGGUAUAAAGAUCUAAUAUUGAAAGAUACUUUAUAUUCUGAACUGUUAUUUAGGAAAGCAGAGAUGUUGGGGUACUCUUCCAGUAAAGGCUCAGCUGCGGAUUUCAUUGGGUAA